This is a messenger RNA of Acaulospora morrowiae, 1865 nucleotides long. NCBI's taxonomy places the organism in Eukaryota, Fungi, Glomeromycota, Glomeromycetes, Diversisporales, Acaulosporaceae. The record is from the annotation of a GenBank genome assembly.
CGAAGAUGAAUGCCAACAGUUUCGAAGUCUUGGCCAAUAAAAUAGAAAAGGCAGUGAAUGUAUGCCUGUCCGAUUCGGAAGAGCCAAUAGAUAGCAGAUUAAGAAGGACUUUGGUGCCGCUUGCUUCCAGUCAAUCAAAAGAAGUCUUCACUUUGAGGAAGGCGACCCUCGAAUAUGUGUUCAAGAAGAUUGGAUUGAGAAUAUCAAAUCUUCCAUCACAAGAAUUAUUGCCUCAGGCAUUUAAACUUUUGAACAUGAUAUUAGAUUUGAUAGAAAUAUUGGGAGAGAACAAGAGUGAAAAAGAAUUGUGCGAACAGUCUUUGUCAUUGACCAUUCUAGAGGAAAUCAUGGAUACACAAUCUUUAGAUGUUUGUGAGCAUUUGUUUCUUUACUUGGAACAAAACAAGCAAAGGCUAUUAGUGGAUCUAAAACCAACAGUAGGCAAAGGGCUUAUUCUCUUGAGGCUUUGCAAUGAGUUGGUUCGUAGAACGUCAAAAUCAAACAAUAACGGAUUUCGUGGAAGAAUCAUGAUGUUUCUAUCCAACACAUACGCCCUCGGGGAAGUUUCAGGCGUCAAUAAAGGCGGUGAAUGCAACGUCGAUAAUGUCACAACCUUUAGUGCCUCAUCGAAUGAUGAAGACGCAGAAUUUUACAGUAAUUUUUGGCGACUUCAGACUUAUUUUAGUAACCCACUUAAGAUGGGAAAGGAUUUCAACCUGGAACAUGUUCUGAAGAUUAUUGUUUUAGUGGUAGAUCGUUUCCAGGAGAUUAUCGCUCGAGAAAAGAUAAAGGAGGCCGAAGAAAAUCUCUGUGAAAUGGGUGAACGAGGCAACAAGAGUGGAGAGAUUUCACCCAAGUCUAAUAAUGGUUUUGUUCGGGACAAAAAACGACAGUCAGUCUCUCAAGACGAAGAACAAGAUGAAACAUUUGGUUUCUCAAAAGAUUAUGUUAAAUAUUUCCCAAAGUAUUUGACGAGCUAUGCUCUCUUCAACAAGGAGAUAUCAGAUCGAAAUUUCAGAAGAACUGUCCUCGUGCAGAUCCUCAUAAUAUUGCAAUAUCUUAUGGGGUUAUUUCCCGAUGAACAGUCUCGUAUUUCAAAGGCCAAGAAGCCUGCCGACAAUAAUCCCGUUCAAUUACCAGCAUAUACAAUAUCGGAAUCGCAGCAAACGGUGAUAAUGGAUCUAUGGGAAAAAAUAUUCAAACAACUUGGAGAAAUCACGUCUAAUGGACAUUACUUCACUCGUACGGUCCGCCACAUUCUCUGUAUGGAAAAGCGAUGGAAUUUCUGGAAGUAUGCAAACAAUUGCGCAUUUGAAAAGAUUACCGAACCAAAAAGGAAGGAAUUAAAAGAUAGAUACGAUCAAGGACUAAGGAAGAAAGCUAGGCUUACUGAAUCUUUGGAGCCAAUAAAGUUCACGAUGGGUUCCGAAAAAUUAACCACUCUUUGGGAAAGUCACAAGAAUGUUGACGGUGUAGCUAUUCUUGCUGACAAAACACGUAUGAGAACGGCACCGGAAUUCAAAAAAGUAUAUGAAAAAAUCAAAGUCGAUAAUUAUCCGCCAACCAUAGGUAUAAUUUUUGAUCCAUCCGACAGUGCCGAGGAAAAACAAAUUAAAGAUAAAGGCUGGGUCAAUAGGUGGUAUGCUUUGAGAACUGCCAGACAGGAUUAUCUUCUUCAUUUCAACAAGCCAGCCGUGAAAAAGGAGUCAAAAAACAAAGUCGCAAAAGAACCCGAAGAAAAGAAAGAUGACGUGGAUUAUAUAAAGAUGAUGAUUGACGAAAAUCCUACGUGUACUAGUGUCACUAGUGUCUCCAAAAAACAGCCCGUUGAAAAUGACGCGACAAAUGCGGAGCAUAAGCAAUGA